UUUAGGAUGUAUAAAGUAGGUGAUCAGAUAGAGAAAAAGAGAGUUUUAGAGAAAAUGAAGAGAGAUGAAGAGCUUGAAAAGAUGUUGAAUGAGAUUCAUCACCAUCAAGUUCCAUAUGUCAAUAUUGGCCACCAACACACGCCUCUUGUGAGUGGUUCUGGUUCACCUUUUAGUAGAGUGACUCAGCUAUCAACAGAACACUCUUCUGCUCUUUCAAAUUCUUGUUUUUCUUCCAAUGGGUUUUGUUUAGCUCAGGAUAAUUCUUCGCCAUUUUCAACAAUGAGUUUUCCCUUUGAUAUUGAGGAUGUUAACAAGUUUAAAGCACCAACUGUCACAGAUAAUCAUGUUAGUGGACUGUGGUUGGAUUCUCAAUCAAACGAGUCUUCUCGUUAUAGGAAGAAUGUUGUACGUGAUAGGUUGGAUUUUGAUGAACUGGGUUUGUGUGAAAGUUUCUAUAGAAUGAGCGUUGGAAAGGAACAAAACGAUCAUAGUAUUAUAAUGAACAGAUAUGAGAUGAACCCAGAGGAGGUUAGCUUUGGUUUUGGUCAUGGUUAUUGGGGUGGUACUGUACCUUAUAAUGUUGAAAAAUAUGGCAUAUCUGAUGGUCUCAACAAUGGUGAUUAUCAAGGGUUCGGUACCUGUCCUGGUGUAGUAUCUAGGAGUUUUGAUGAUGAAAUGAAGUCUGUGUCGAUUGGUUUGGGUGGUAGAUAUGGUGAGUGUGAGUUAAAGGAUGGUAAUUUUUUUCACAGUCAAGCUACUGAUAUGCGUUCGGAUCCAUGUUAUGGUAGCAAUAGCAUAAGGAAUUGUGUAUUUGAGCAGAGAAAGGAACAGGGAAGGAGCUGGACUAAUGGGGGUUUACAAUCACGGAGUAUUAUCGGGACUAGGCCUUACCUUAAUGAUGCAUUGGUUGGUUCGCAACGACUUCGAUUGGAUACUAUUGGAGAGAUUGGUGCCAUGAAUCAAUUGAUUUCCACUCCCUUGAUGUAUCACGAGUUGGGUUUAGAUUUGGAAACUCAGUUGUAUAAUCGUUCAUUGUUGAAAGAAAGGACUAGUGUGAUGCCAAACGACAGGGUUUCUGUCUCUCACGUGCCUUUGAAUGAAGCAGGGAUGGUGGAUGGUUUUGGUGUCGAAGAUAGUUUCAUCAUACAAGGAAAAAGUCUUAAUCAUGUUGUCAACGGACGUGGUUCUUUGAGUGGUCACAAGAAGAACAACCUCAAUGAGGUUGCAACCAGAAACCCUCCAGAGAAAAUCUCUAAACUUGAAAGUUGUGCUCAUAAUGGAGGACUUUCAGAAAAUGAUCAGAAUAUAAGUUAUUUCCCAUUGCAUUUGUUACCAAGUUCUAGUUCCUUGGCUGAGUUUCGCGGUUAUAUACACUUAAUGGCGAAGGAUCAAAAUGGUUGUCGGUUCUUACAAAGGGUGUUCGAUGAGGGAACUUACAAAGAUGUGCAAAUUAUAUUUAAUGAGAUUAUUGAUCAUGUUGUUGAACUUAUGAUGGAGCAGUUUGGCAAUUACCUUGUGCAGAAGUUGUUAAAUGUGUGUAGUGAAGAACAAAGGACACAGAUUGUGCUCAUGGUCACCGAAGAACCAGGACAGCUUGUCAGAAUUUGCUUAAACACAUAUGGCACACGAGUGGUACAGAAGUUGAUAGAAACGCUCAAAACCAGGAAGCAGAUUUCAGCAGUCAAAGCAGCACUGAGACCUGGUUUUCUUGAUCUCAUAAAGGAUCUGAAUGGAAAUCAUGUGUUACAACGCUGGUUGCACUGUCUUAAAAAUGAAGAUAAUGAGUUUAUUUUUGAUUCUGCUGCAAAGUUUUGUGUUGAAAUUGCUACUCAUCAGCAUGGUUGCUGUGUGUUGCAACGAUGCAUUGCUCAUUCAAUCGGUGAACUUCGUGAUAAGUUAAUCACUGAAAUUUCCAAUCACGGGCUUCUUCUUGCUCAAGAUCCCUUCGGAAAUUAUGUUGUUCAAUAUAUUAUAGAGUUGAGGAUCCCUUCUGUCACUGCCAACUUAAUUGCUCAGUUCAAAGGCCAUUAUGUUUACCUAUCAAAGCAGAAAUUUAGCAGCCAUGUCGUGGAAAAAUGCCUCAAGCAUUUUGGAGAGAGUCGAUCACAAAUUGUCCAUGAAUUGCUGUCUGUGCCUCAUUUUGAACAGUUGCUGCAAGAUCCAUAUGCCAAUUAUGUCAUUCAGUCUGCAUUGACAGUUACCAAGGGCCUUCUUCAUGCUGCACUGCUUGAAGCUGCUCGGCCGCACUCUUUCUUACGAACCAGCCCAUAUUGUAAGCGGAUUUUCUCGCGGAAUCUGUCAAAGAAGUGAUGUAAAUUCGUGCGUGGUAACAAGUGUUGUUGUUCUCCCAAAGUUACUAACCUGUUCCCUAUUCAGAAGAAGUCUUAAUCUGUGUUGAGGCACUAGAUGUAGAAUAGCCUUCAAAAUUUGAAGCGGACGCCCUCAUGAGAACCUUGGAAACUUAAUCUCUACGGAUGAUCUCUAUGAUUUUGAAGAAUGUAAACUGGAGGUUUUUACUCCUGGUUGUUUGUUUUGCUUAAACAACUUGUAUGUACUGUUCUGUUGUCUUCUUC
Messenger RNA from Pistacia vera, 2573 nucleotides. RefSeq names its product putative pumilio homolog 7, chloroplastic. Gene Ontology annotation, cellular component: cytoplasm. Gene Ontology annotation, molecular function: mRNA binding. The coding region runs from base 7 to 2310 and encodes 767 amino acids. Lineage: Eukaryota; Viridiplantae; Streptophyta; Magnoliopsida; Sapindales; Anacardiaceae. The transcript is spliced from 5 exons. Gene Ontology annotation, biological process: post-transcriptional regulation of gene expression. The record is from RefSeq and is a predicted model, not a curated record.